Molecule: messenger RNA, 1005 nt
Organism: Pogonomyrmex barbatus (red harvester ant)
Lineage: Eukaryota; Metazoa; Arthropoda; Insecta; Hymenoptera; Formicidae
Product: glutathione S-transferase-like
Source: RefSeq, a predicted model, not a curated record
CGCGUUAGUGCUUCAGGAGACCAGUCCCCAUGUAUCUUAUACAUAAAUCAGUGAACGAGAUUAUUGGAUUUUAAUAACAGUUAAGCUAAUAAGUUCUGAGACUCAAUGGAUAGCAUAUUAGCUGGAUUUGAAUUAGUUAAUAAAAGUAUUUUUAUUUUUUGCCUAUGUGUUCUACGAGCAGAGAUAUUGUGAUACAAAGUUCCGACCUGGAUACAUUUCGUUAUUCUGUGCAUAAAAGUAUUAAGAUAUAGUUGCCCAAAAUUGAAUAGCUUACGAGAUACAUUUUAUACUUCAUAUAAAAUUCAAGCUUUAUAAUUCAGAAAGUACUUGCUAAAAAAAUAUUUUAUUGUACUGUUUUGGAAAACUCUCAAGAACACAUCAAUGUAUAAGUUAUUAUAUUUUAACGUUUCCGGCUAUGGAGAACCAAUUAGAUACUUGUUUUAUCAUUCCGGCAUUGAAUUCGAGGAUUUUAGAAUCAGUUUCGCAGAUUGGCCGAAAUAUAAACCACAUAUGCUUAUGGAACAAUUGCCGAUCCUGGAGAUUGACGGUAAAUCGUACCAUCAGUCCAAGGCCAUUUCCCGCUUCAUCGCCAAGAAGACCAAUUUAUAUGGAUUGGAUGAAUUCGAGGCUAUGGAGAUCGAUGCGACUGUUGACUCUAUCGACAAUUUAAUGCAAAUUUUAUAUAUUUAUUAUCGGGAACAAGACCUUGCCUUUAAGGAGAAACUUAAGGAAAACGCCUUCCAAAAGUUAUCAUUCUAUCUCGAUAAAUUCGAGGCUCAAGUUAAAAAGAAUGGCGGAUACUUUGUUGGUGGCAAGCUGUCGUGGGCAGAUUUAUUAUGGGCUUCGUAUUUUGAAUAUCAGAAUCUUGUUUUGGCAAGGGAUCCGAACAGAGAUCAUCCAGAGUUGAAAAAACUUGUGGAACAAAUUCGCACUUCGCCCAAUAUUAAAGCUUACCUCGAGAAAAGACCGAAGACUGAAUUGUAAAUAAAAUAAUUUCUAAUUUUA